This is a messenger RNA of Vespa crabro (European hornet), 453 nucleotides long. RefSeq names its product carbonic anhydrase 7-like. The record is from RefSeq and is a predicted model, not a curated record. The coding region runs from base 136 to 444 and encodes 102 amino acids. The transcript has 2 exons. NCBI's taxonomy places the organism in Eukaryota, Metazoa, Arthropoda, Insecta, Hymenoptera, Vespidae.
UCCGAUUAUUAAGCUGAUAGAUUUGCGUGUUUAGAGAAUAUCGACGACGUCAACGUAGAAAAUGCAAAAUUCAUUCAAGGACUCGGCACUAUAGAAGGAGAACUGCCAUCUCCUAUCGAUUUAGAUAUCAGUAAAAUGACACCGAUUAAUUUGGCGCUAUUGCAAUGGAUUUAUUAUGACGUUGCACCGCGAAAAUUAAAGAUCACCAACACAGGACAAACUGCUGUUCUCGGUGCAAAGUGGCUAAUGGAAAAGCCAUAUAUCACUGGUGGUCCUCUUAAUGGAAAUUACGUUUUUUCACAAAUGCAUUUUCAUUGGGGCAAAACGGAAAUGUAUGGUAGCGAGCAUCGGGCCGAUGGUGCAAAGUGUGCGAAUUUUCUUCGUAACUCUCUCUCUCUCUCUCUCUCUCUCUCUCUCUCUUUAUUACUGAUCUCAUUGAAAUAAUCUUAACUU